Messenger RNA from Mytilus trossulus (common blue mussel), 1121 nucleotides. RefSeq lists its product as uncharacterized. The transcript has 2 exons. Bases 18 to 1049 code for a protein of 343 amino acids. Gene Ontology annotation, biological process: DNA integration. Lineage: Eukaryota; Metazoa; Mollusca; Bivalvia; Mytilida; Mytilidae. Gene Ontology annotation, molecular function: nucleic acid binding. The record is from RefSeq and is a predicted model, not a curated record.
UACUAUUCUGGCGUAAUAUGAACAGUGAUAUUGAAAACUUCAUUAAAAACUGUAGCAUAUGUAACAAGUUUAGAAAGGCAAACUGUAGAGAACCGCUCAAAUCUCAUGAUAUUCCGUCGCGUCCGUGGACAAAGUUAGGAGCAGAUUUACUGGAGUUCAAAGGAAAGCAUUAUUUACUUUGUGUAGACUAUUACUCUAAAUAUCCAGAAAUUGCAUUGCUUCCGUCAUUGUCUAGUGUAUCGACAAUUUCAGCAUUUAAGUCCAUGUUUGCCAGGCAUGGUGUUCCGUCAGAAGUUGUAAGUGACAACGGACCGCAAUUUGCAUGUGCUAAUUUCAAGAACUUUUCACAUGAAUGGGACUUUAUUCACACAACUUCAAGUCCGCGUUAUGCUCAAUCCAACGGAGAAGCUGAACGUUAUGUACAAACAAUUAAGGAUAUGUUCAAGAAAGCUGAAGAAGGACAAAGUGACAUUUACAUUUCCUUAAUGGAGUACCGUGCAUCUCCUAUCGAAGGAGUAGGACUUUCACCCGCACAGUUGUUGUUUAACCGACAGUUGAAAACAAAACUUCCCAUGUCAACGGAACUUCUCGAGCCGAAAGCUUUUGGAUCAAAACAAAAAGAACUAAUGGAACGUCAAAAACGUCAAAAACACUUCUACGACAAGACGUCAAAACCGUUACCGAGUGUUGCGCCAGGAGAAAUUGUCCGCUUUAAGAAAGAAGAUAAAAGUACUUGGGAACCAGCAAUAGUUGACACAGAACACAGUAAACGUUCUUAUGUGUUACGCGCCGAAAAUGAUAAACUUUAUCGACGAAACCGAAAACACUUCUUAAAAACCAACGAAAAAGUGUUUAACAAGGACAAUUCACAAAAUGACCUUGAGUUUCCAAUGGUGGACAAUUCAAUCGACCGCGAACCGCCAACAGUAACAAAUCACGAUCAACAAGAAACACAAAACCAAGCUUCCGCGCCGACCGAUCCGACAACUGUAACAAGAUCUGGACGCAUCUCAAGGAAACCAGCGUACCUCACAGAACACUUUGUGUGAAAUACAAAAACUGUUAAAUUGUUCAAUUCAGUAGUUAAUAGUAGUUAGUUACAUUUUUCUUAAAUUUUCUAG